Messenger RNA from Paramuricea clavata, 2147 nucleotides. NCBI's taxonomy places the organism in Eukaryota, Metazoa, Cnidaria, Anthozoa, Malacalcyonacea, Plexauridae. The record is from the annotation of a GenBank genome assembly.
AUGAAUUCUGUCACAGUUCUUCAUAAGUAAGUUCCGUCUUGCAAGUCACAACUGUAAAUGUUUGAUUAUAAUUAUAGAGGAUAUUAAAUUCAGAUUCAUUCCUAAUUCAGGUUUGAAUACGCACAGUGUGACAUAUGGUUCAUGCGCUUCGCAAUCGAUCACUCUCAAAAAGUAAGUAGAGAAUGCUCAACGGGAAAAAACAGUGAAAAAAUUAGGAUUGCUCUGCUAAAGGCCCAUUUCCACUCAAGAAAAUUUCCACGGACAGAAAAGGACAGAAAAUUUUCCGAAAAUGUCAUUGUUAAAAGUUGAAAAUUUUCGACUUCAAAGUUUUUUUCUGACGGAAAAUUUGUGUCGGCCAAUCACAUUUUACAAAAUUUUCUUUCUGCGGAAAAUAUUCCUAAGUGGAAAUGAGCCUUUAUAUUUUCACAUGACUAUUUCAUUCUUCGCAGUCACCUCGUUAACCUCGUGAAGUAAUAAUAAUUUUUGAGAUAUGUAAAUUUUGUGUUUUUCUUUAGAUCUUAGCAUUAGGAAAUCAAGUUGGUAAGAUUUAUACCUGGGAUAUUGACGUCACCGAUUCUCAUGACGCUAAGUAAGUUUGAUUUGUCACCAAAUGAAAUAACGCGAUGUUUCUUCACAAGGUUCAAAUUUGGAUCCAACGAAAUCUGCCAUCGAAAUGAACAAAAAAUUUUACUGUAUUUUUUUUAGACAAAAAGUACUUUCUCAUCCUAAAUGUACGGCCGCGGUACGACAAACAUGCUUUAGUAAAGACGGGAGGUACGUAAAGCUGGAGUAAUACGAGCAACAAAAUUGCUGCAACUUGCAACAAAAUCUGAUUUCAAUGCAUGUUAAGUAGAAAUGUUGACACAUGUUGCCUCGUGAUUUGUAAUGUAUGUGUAAACAUUCUCAAUUAACAUGCGUUGAAAUCGGAUUUUGUUGCAAGUUGCAGUAAUUUUGUUGCCCGUAUUACUCUACCUUAAAGGCUCUUGUCAACACACGGACGUCAGAUUGCCGGGAGGGGGGACUGGAUUAAAAACUGUGUUUGUGUCAGUUUGUGAUAAGGCAAAAAAAAAAUAUGUGGGUUUCCGGUUUCCCGACCCUACCUAGCUUUUCGACGUCGAAAUGCCGACCCUAAACUUUUUUAUUGGAUCAUGCUUGUAAGUGUUUCCACUUAGAGGAAAAGUUUGUGGAAAAUUGAAAUUUGAGGCAAUAUUAGGGAAAUUUAUCUUUGAAUGUGGAAGCACCGACUAAACAAAAUGGCGUCCGCUUAUUCGGAAAAUUAAAAAAAAAGUUUAAAAAAAAAAGUUAAAACCGACCUACCCUACCUAAGUUUUUAUAAGAAGAAACCGGAAACCCACAUAUUUUUUUUUUGGUCUAAUCUUCAACAUAUACAGGGUGUAUAAAAAAAAGGUAAUCGAACUUCAGCGCGCUAUUAUACGUGAAUUACUUGGCGUAUGAACAAUUGUUUUUCAUAUUCGGAAAGAUCAGGCUUUUAGCUAUUGAAUGGCAUGCUUUUCAUGCCAAGUGGCAAAAAAAAUAAGAAGGUACGAGGCCGAUUAAAAAUGUUAGUCAAAAUCGCAUAUUUUCACCUCUGUGCCUAAUUAAAACAAUGCAUAAGAAAAGAAAAAGCAAUUAAUCACGAACGUGUCGUAGCUUAGCUAAGAUUUAUUCCUACUUCAUAAUAAUUAUGAAUAUGUUGAAGUUUAAUGAAGUGAAAUUCAUCAACUUAAGUCCUAAAGGGGGUUAAUUUUCAAUGGUUUUAGACCCAACUCUCAACGGUGAAAAUAUGCGAUUCUGACUAACAUUUUUUAUCGGAUUCGUAUUUGCUCAAUUUUUCUCCAUUUGGCUUGAAGAAGAUAUCAUUCAACAGCUAAAAGCAUGAACUUUCCGAAUGUGAAAAAAUCUCGUUCAUACGCAGAGUAAUUCAGAUACAAUAGCGCGCUGAAGUUCGAUUACCUUUUUUUUAUACACCCUGUAUAUGACAAAACAUAAGAUUUCUAAAGUUUUCUGCUUUCUUACACGAGCGCUUUGAUGCAAAAUGCCACCAUUAUUAGUUCUUACUCUCCCUUAUUUAUACCCCCAUCAAUUUUAGUGUCUUGAUAUGCGUCUGUGACGAUGGCACAAUAUGGAGAUGGGAUCGUGCGCUGUGA